Rotaria sp. Silwood1 is the source of this 1020-nucleotide messenger RNA. The record is from the annotation of a GenBank genome assembly. Lineage: Eukaryota; Metazoa; Rotifera; Eurotatoria; Philodinida; Philodinidae.
AUGGCGUCAUCAACAAUAUCAUCCAAAGUCUUAUGUGUUGUGUGCAAUAAAGGAAAAGGAACUUUCAAAUGUGAAGGAUGUUCACGCAUGUUUUGUCCAAAACAUUCAAUUGAUCAUCGAAAUGAAUUAAGUAAACAAUUAGAAGAAAUUGUUGUAACACGUGAUCUUAUGCAACAAACUCUUAUUCAACAAAUGGAAGAUCCUCAACAACAUCCUUUGGUAAAAAAAAUUAACCAAUGGGAACAAGAAUCUAUUGUCAAAAUUCGCCAAGCAGCAGAAGAAGCUAGAAAUAGAUUAAUCAAGACUACUACUGAGUAUACAAAUGAUCUUAAACAAAAGCUGAACAACUUAUCUGAUGAAUUACGACAGGGCCAAGAAGAUAAUGACUUUAUUGAGACUGAUUUACAACAAUGGAUACAAAAAUUAGAAGAACUAAAAAAAGAACUUCAUAGUCCAGCAACUGUUGCUGUUCAAGAAGAUUCUACUCCACUUAUUUCCAAGAUUCUUAUUCGCAAUCAAAAUACAUUUGAUCUAUUCGAACGUGUUUGUGGUACUGCUGAAAUCAAAGAAAAUGGUUGUCUUGUUGUGAAAAAUAAUUCAUCUAAUCACACAGAAAUACGUGGACAAAACGAAUAUAAUACUGGAAGACACAGAGUUUCUUUCCAAAUCGAACAAUUAGCUUCAGGCGGAUGGAUCUUUUUUGGAAUCAUUUCGAAAGCAGAACCUAUGCAAACAUCUUCGUAUAGUUCACCAUCGAGUUAUGGUUGGUCAAAUCAAAAUCAAAUCUUUAGCGGUGCUGCUGGUCAGAUUAUUAGUGGAGAAACUAUUGAAAUCGUCGAAAACGAUACUAUUACAUUGUUGAUUGAUUGUAACCAAAAGACAGUUCGACUCGAAAAUGAUCGAUUGAAUAAGAGUAUACAACAAUUGGUUGAUAUCAACAAAUGUCCAUUUCCAUGGCAACUUCAUCUUAAUCUUUAUCUAGCUAAUACUCGUGUGCGCAUUCUAAACUCAUCCAAUUAA